AUGGCUCUUGGGAUGUUAGAACAUACUUCUAUAUUAAAUAAAAUUAUGCCAAAAAUACAAAUUAAUAGGCUUUUUGGACCUACCAACAUUCCUUCUGCUUUUACAAAUAACCUUAACAAAUGCUAUUGA
Messenger RNA from Cetraspora pellucida, 129 nucleotides. The record is from the annotation of a GenBank genome assembly. NCBI's taxonomy places the organism in Eukaryota, Fungi, Glomeromycota, Glomeromycetes, Diversisporales, Gigasporaceae.